This is a messenger RNA of Drosophila biarmipes, 674 nucleotides long. RefSeq lists its product as uncharacterized. Gene Ontology annotation, molecular function: proton-transporting ATPase activity, rotational mechanism. Bases 62 to 532 code for a protein of 156 amino acids. The record is from RefSeq and is a predicted model, not a curated record. Gene Ontology annotation, biological process: monoatomic ion transmembrane transport. The transcript is spliced from 3 exons. Lineage: Eukaryota; Metazoa; Arthropoda; Insecta; Diptera; Drosophilidae. Gene Ontology annotation, cellular component: membrane.
UUACUUUAUUUUUUCUGUCAGCAGAGGCAGGGGUAUUGUGUUUUCCAGGGAUCAGAGAAAAAUGGCCUCCAAUCGGCAGAGAAAUGUGGCCCAAAAGCCGGAGGAGAGGAUGUCCGAGGAGAACGAUAAGUCGGGCAGCGAUAGCGACUUGAGCGAAGGCGACAUGCAAAUGUACACGUUUGUGGAUGAUCCGAAUGUCCUGCGAAUUGCGAUCAUGGCUGAUGCCGAGGUCACCCUGGGCUUUCUUCUGGCCGGCGUUGGCUAUCAAAAGGACAGGUUCCGCAACUAUAUGAUGGUGGAAAGCGAAACGGCGCAAGAGGAUCUAGAGCAAUUCUUCCUGGCGGUCUACAGGAGGACCAACAUCGGCAUCAUCAUCCUCGACUACAAUACGACCAAAAGACUGCGCUCCCAGAUCCAGCGAUGUCACCAACUGCUCCCCGUGCUGGUCACAGUGCCCAACAAAUCCUCACUGACCACCUAUCUGGACAAAAAGGACCGCAACCGGCGACUCCGCCAGCGGGACGCCUACUAGGCCAUGGUAUCUGCCUCAGGGAGCUAGAAAGCCCCUUCCUCUGCCACAAAUUUCAGGAAAUUAGUAAGUAGUUUAGCCAAAUCAGGGCUAAAGGACUGACUCACGAUUCCGUCAAUAAAAGAAAUAUUUAAUUUUUGAGAAA